AUGAUUAAGUCGGUUGUUCUUCUGACUUUGAUUUGCUGCUCUCAUCCAUCUCUGGCCGGAAUUAUUGGCGGAUAUGGUGGACAUGGGGGAGGUGGUGAGGGGGGUUAUGGUCUCAUAGCUGCUCCGGUUGUGGAGAAGGUCAUAUAUGCCAAAGCAGAACCUGUGAUCAAAGUGAUAUACGGUGGCUAUGGAGGCGGUGGAGAAGGAGGAUAUGGAGGUGGUGGCGAAGGCGGUUAUGGAGGCGGCGGAGGUGGUGGUAAAGGUGGUGGAGGCGGAGGUGGAGGCGAAGGCGGUUAUGGUGGAGGAGAAGGUGGUGGUGGUGGAGGAGGAGGUGGUGGCAAAGGCGGUUACUAUGGUGGCUUCGGUUUCGGUAAAGGAGGUUAUGGUGGCUACGCUGGAGGAGGCGGCGGUAAAGGUGGCGGAGGUGGAGGCGGAGAAGGUGGCUAUGGAGGUUUUGGUAAAGGAGGUUAUGGUGGCUACGCUGGUGGUGGUGGCGGUAAAGGAGGUGGAGGUGGCGGCGGUGGCGAAGGAGGCUAUGGCGGCGGUAAAGGUGGUGGAGGAGGUGGCGAAGGAGGUUAUGGAGGCUUCGGCUUUGGUAAAGGAGGCUAUGGUGGUGGUGGUGGCGGCGGUGGAGAAGGUGGUUAUGGUGGUUUCGGUAAAGGAGGUUACGGUGGCUAUGCUGGUGGUGGCGGAGGUAAAGGCGGCGGUGGUGGUGGAGGAGAAGGCGGUUAUGGUGGUUUUGGCUUCGGCAAAGGAGGCUAUGGAGGUGGCGGUGGUGGCAAAGGAGGAGGUGGUGGCGGCGUUGGAGAAGGCGGCUAUGGAGGCUUCGGCUUUGGUAAAGGAGGUUAUGGUGGUUACGCAGGUGGUGGUGGCGGCAAAGGCGGCGGCGGUGGUGGUGGCGGAGAAGGCGGUUAUGGUGGUUUUGGCUUCGGCAAAGGAGGCUAUGGAGGUGGAGGUGGGGGCGGCGGAGAAGGUGGUUAUGGCGGUGGCAUUAAAGCCGGCUAUUCAAAUGGCGGAGCUGGCUAUUAUUCUGUCUCAUUUGGCGGUUGGUAG
Musca domestica (house fly) is the source of this 1053-nucleotide messenger RNA. RefSeq lists its product as uncharacterized. The coding region runs from base 1 to 1053 and encodes 350 amino acids. NCBI's taxonomy places the organism in Eukaryota, Metazoa, Arthropoda, Insecta, Diptera, Muscidae. The record is from RefSeq and is a predicted model, not a curated record. The transcript is spliced from 2 exons.